This is a messenger RNA of Lolium perenne, 2201 nucleotides long. Its product is annotated as putative UPF0481 protein At3g02645. The record is from RefSeq and is a predicted model, not a curated record. Lineage: Eukaryota; Viridiplantae; Streptophyta; Magnoliopsida; Poales; Poaceae.
GCUAGCGUAGCAACGAACCACUACACUGUAGUGAAGUGUGGGGAACAACCUAUAUGUACGUCUUGGCUUUCAAGUGCCAGUAGCGCCCUUUGCAAUGUUGCCAGGAUAGAAUCUGAAUACUCCAGCGGGCAGGCGUCUACUCCACCUCCUCAGCCAGCCAGCAUGGAGUUUCCAACACUAGCGGCGUCGGAGGAGCUUGGACUGCCGGUCCAGCCUACGUCGGUGCACCCUGAGCUGCCUCCACUGCGGACUGCUGCGGCCGGUCCCUCGCGGGCUGUGGCUGGGCCAUCUUGCCCGCCGGCCAUGGCUGCUGGAGCAGGCUGGCUCUUGCCGUCCUCACCCGUGCUGGACCAGGCACCAGUACAGAGCACGCCUAGCCAUCCUGCAGGGGAGGCUGAACCACAAGCCGCCACUCCCUCGCCGAACGGCUCGACGGCAGUGGCCGGGUUUUCGGGGACGGCGUCGACGCCGAUAUCCCCACCCUCGGUGAUCUCGUCGUUUGGUAUUAUAGCGCCGGCCUCCCCAACUCCUACACCAACAUCUUUGUGGCGGAAUGGGCGUCACCCGGUUGCUUCGAAUGGCUCGACAACCACCGAUGAAGGACAAACUUCAUGCAACCUAAACUACUCGGAAGAUGCAGGUCCUUCUUCAGCGGUUAUCAACGUGGAGGGUGGGAACAGAACAUGUGUGCCGGCCGGAGAUGAACAAAGUGAGCUGCAUCCUUCCCCAUAUGAGGUGAUCCCGAAGGUCCGUACACAACUCCGGCGCGUCGCGGGCGACCUAUUCACGCCGCACACCGUGCCCAUCGGCCCUUACCAUCAAGACGUAGAGUCUUGGCUGUGGACUGAAGAGAAGAAGAGGGCCGUCCACCAUCUAGGACAACGCGGAGUUGAUCUCUCGAAUCUGUGGCUGGUUCUGGUUGGAGUGCAGUGCAGAGCGAGGGGGUACUACACCCAUCUGCCCGACGAGCACGCCAUGGAUUCGGACAAGUUCUGCAACAUGCUGCUGCAUGAUGGGUGCUAUCUGCUUAGCUUCUUUGUACAGUACGAAAGUGAGUCGCCGACCGUAGAACCCAGCGGCAGCAACAGGCAGCUGACCACCUCAUUAUCCAGCGAUAACACGGUGGUGCGGGACAUCCUGUACCUGCUGGAGAACCAGAUACCUUUGUUCGUCAUCGACGAGAUCGUCAAGUACUUGACAGCACCAGGAGAAGAUAACUCCGCGCUUACGUACAUCGCGAGGCCCGUCGAGCACCUGCUGCAGAGCCAGCUCUACAUCAGCGACUCGCCACGGGAGGCGCCGUCGUCGUCCUCCCACCUCCUGGACCUGGUGUACUUCUAUGUGGCGUCGAAGAAGCAGCAGCAGCAUCAGACGCCGACGCAAGCGGCACCACCUCGCACCGGCCGGUGGCGCCGGGCGACGGAGUACCGCAGGUACGCUGACGUGUUGUUCAAGCGCGGGGCCUUCGACGCCGGCAAGGAGUGGACUAUCCUCGCCGUGGACCUAGACGGAGGUAUCCUUUCAAUCCCUCUCCUGCGCGUCGACAGCAACACGUGGACAAUCCUGCGGAACCUGAUGGCGCUGGAGGAGCACAAGGACGCCAGGCCCGUCACGGCCUACUGCUACUUCAUGUCGCAGGUGGCGUGCACGGCGGAAGACGUGGAGCUCCUGCGGAGCGCCAAGGUCAUCGAGCAUUUCCUGGGCAGCGACGAGUCAGCUGCCCAAGGCUUCGCCGGCCUCUGCCACGGGGUGGCCCUGGACAUCGACAACCUCCAGCGGAACUACCUCAAGCCCAUAUGGCACGACAUGGAGAAGCGCUGCGGCAUCCCGGCGCACAACUUCAAGGGUUUCUUUCGUGAGAAGUACUGCAGCAACAUCUUCUACCGCUUCGUGUUCUUCGUUGCGCUCAUCGUCUUCGCCUGCCAGGUGGUGCAGUCGAUCUAUGCGGCUGUCGCAUACCACAAACCCAAUAAUUCGUCCGCUUCAUUCUGCUGCCCUUGAGGCCUUGAGUAUUCACUAGCAGAAAUGUCCAUACGUUGCAUCGGGAAAAAAAAACUAAAACGCUGGCGCUAACCCUUUUCUGUGCCACCAUCAUCGAUGCGUUGCAAUGUAGACCAAAAUGAAUCACAGAGGCGCAAAAAUGGCACAAAGUUCUCAUUGGCAUUGUUGAGACGCCAGGUUAGAUAAACAUGGAUGGGAUG